UAUGAGGACAGCGGUGAGGCGGUUGAAGGUGGAGGUGGGAGUACAUCAGGGAUCUGCUCUGAGCUCCUGCUUGUUUGCAGCACUGAUCGACGGAAUGGCUGAUGAGGCCAGGCAGGCGACUCUGUGAUCUGCAGGAGGAAGGAGGGAGGUUGAGACAGUCUGCAUGUGUGCAGAGGAGGGAGGAUGAUGAUUAAGCUGAUGGCAGGAAGAGAAGAGGAAGAGCUCAGACAAACUUCGUGGAUGCAGUGAAGGAGGACGUGCAGAGGAGGACGAGCCGCUGAGGAAAAGAAGAGUCUUGUCGCUUCUACACUACAUCUCCCAGAAUCCUCGGGGCUGGUGUUGGUGACGUCAUAUUCCCUCGCCCCGGUCCGCUCUUUCCCUCCUCUGUUUAAGUUUUGGUUCCUUUGCUUCUGUUUCGGUGUUUGUGCCGUGUUCGUUUUAAAGGAGCUCGGUGUGUUUGUGGGAGCGGCAUGGGUCCCGUGGAGCUGCUGCACAUGUCCGUGUUCUCUCAGAGUUUCUCUCCCUGCGGUCGCUUCCUGGCAGCUGGAAACAACUACGGCGAGAUCGCAGUGUUCAGUUUGUCUGCAGCUCUGAGUCCAGACGCCACCACGCUCAACCAGAAACCUGUUCUGACCUUCACAGCUCAUGAGGGGCCGGUCUUUUCCCUUCUGUCCACUGACUGCCACCUGCUGAGCGCGGGAAAUGGCGAGAUCAGCGCCUGGAGCUGGAGCGAGCUCACCAAGAAGAACGUCAAACCUCUGUGGACCCGAAGACCGAACUACAAAUCCAGCCUGGAGAUCCCAGAGAUCAACUCCAUGACCAUUAACCCCAGAGAUAACAGCCUGGUGGUUGGAGGAGGCGAUAACAACAUCCAUGUCAUGGACCUGGAAAACGGUGUGUUCAAGACGGUCCUUCAGGGUCACUCGGACUACGUCCACUGCGUGACUGUAAGAGAGAGGGAGGCGGAGAUCCUGUCGGGGGGAGAGGACGGAGCAGUGAGGGUGUGGGACAGCAGGACGGGUCAGUGCGUUCACUGCAUCGAGGUCUACAAGUACGAGGUGUGUGCGCGUCCUCAGUACGGUAAAUGGAUCAGCUGCGUGACCACCGACUCCGACUGGAUGCUGUGCGGCGGCGGACCGUCUCUGUCUCUGUGGCACCUCCGCUCGCUGUCACCGACCUCCAUCUUUAACCUGAGCGGGUGCCAACGACAGGCCACCUUCCACCAGGACUUGAUCCUAACGGUGGGUGAAGGUGCGUUCGUGUCGCACUGCCUGCUGAGCGGCGAGGUCAAAGCUCAGAUUCCCUGCACGCCACAGAGCCUGAACACGCUGCAGCUCAACAACAACAGCACCGAGCACCGGGUGCUGACGGUCGGCGGCGGCAGCGACCGUAUCGACGUGUUCACCAACCUGUCCUACAGAGCCUUCUCCCUCAGAUUCUGAACCUCCGAACUUCAUGAGACCCCCCCCCC
Messenger RNA from Pelmatolapia mariae (spotted tilapia), 1471 nucleotides. It is a transcript of the gene thoc6, whose product is annotated as THO complex 6. The transcript has 13 exons. Gene Ontology annotation, molecular function: protein binding. Lineage: Eukaryota; Metazoa; Chordata; Actinopteri; Cichliformes; Cichlidae. Gene Ontology annotation, biological process: mRNA export from nucleus. Bases 471 to 1442 code for a protein of 323 amino acids. The record is from RefSeq and is a predicted model, not a curated record. Gene Ontology annotation, cellular component: transcription export complex; THO complex.